Messenger RNA from Haemonchus placei, 264 nucleotides. Lineage: Eukaryota; Metazoa; Nematoda; Chromadorea; Rhabditida; Trichostrongylidae. The record is from the annotation of a GenBank genome assembly.
AUGCUUUCGCUCUGACUAAUAUAGAUGUUAUUAAAGGAUGAAGGUUAAAUCAAAGAAGCGGUAACUGAAGGGUGGAGGCGGUAUAGUGGCAGGUGACCCACUUCACGCAGGAAUGGUCACGGACCCGCAGGGUUCUCUACAUCGGAUUCUACUGUCGUCGUCGUGACACCACCGCCGUUCGUCGUCAGCUCCACUACACUCGCCACCCAGUUCCACUACCUCAUCAACUAUUCGAUCUAUUCUUAUCGUAUUCUUACUCAUUAA